GAAACGUGUGCGGUGCUCUGUUGAGGUUGCGAUGUUAAUUUUCUUAUAAAUUAUACUGCCUUUUAUUUUAUAAUGGACGAAAUAGUAGUCGGCACCUAUGAAGGCUUUUUGCUAGGAUAUUCACUUAGUUACGAAGAUGAGAGAAGCAAAAUUAAACAAACCUUUGCGACACAUUCUCAUACUGCUUCAGUGCGAUGUGUGUCCAUAGCUGGCAAAUUUUUAGCUUCUGGUGGCACUGAUGACAAAGUAGUGGUCAUUGAUAUGAAGUCCCGAAAAGAGCACACUGUCCUCAUGAACCACGAUGGUACUGUAAAUACUGCUGCUUUCACACACAAUGGGACACACCUCCUUACUGGGAGCGACGAUGGAUCAAUUAUUGUGACGAGAACUGGCAAUUGGCAAAUUGAGAAAAUAUGGAAAAAAGCUCACCAAGGAUUUCCUGUUACUGAUAUAGCAGUGCACCCAUCUAACAAACUAGCUCUUAGUAUAGGAGGUGACAAGACACUAAGAACUUGGAACUUAGUAAAGGGUCGUCCUGCUUUCACCAUAAAUCUUUCCAGCAAGGGUGUAACAUUGCCUACUGAAAUAAAGUUUUCACCUACUGGCGACAGAUUCUCCCUCAUUCAUGAACAAAAUGUUGAUGUCUGGACAAUAAGUAAAGCAGGAAUUGAGAAACAAAUAAAAUGCACUACUAAACCAACAUCAGUACAAUGGGUAUCUGAUGAAAGGAUGUAUGUAGGAUUGGACAAUGGAAAUAUUAUAUCCUUUACUGUCUCUGACACUCAAGCCCUAACUUACAAAGCCCACAAACAAAGAGUUAAGUGUCUUCAUUACAAUAAUGAUGUAUUAUAUUCAUUAUCCAGUUCAGGAGAAAUUAAAGUUUGGUCAGAGAAUGAUUCCAAAUUAAGUGAAUUAAGCUCAUACAAUGCUGCUUGUAGAGUCACCUGCGUGACAUUGAACAGGCAAAGCCAACUUAUCAAGAAAGAGGAGAAAUCAGGUGAAGGACACUCUGAAGCAGAGGAGAGUCUUGAGCAGACAGAGGAAAAAGAUGACAGUGAUGUUUCUGAUGAGGAACUUAAUGCUCCAUCACCACCACCAAAGAGGAAACCAGGAGCCUUUGUAACCAUCAGUUAUGGAAAUGAUGAAGAUGAAAAAGAAGGAGGUGCUCCACCUAAGAAGAAAUUUAAGAAAAAGAAAAGAAAUAAAAAUAAAAAUAAGAAAAAUAAAGUAGUUCAAUAAUUAAUGUA
Messenger RNA from Cydia splendana, 1247 nucleotides. RefSeq names its product p21-activated protein kinase-interacting protein 1-like. The record is from RefSeq and is a predicted model, not a curated record. The coding region runs from base 73 to 1239 and encodes 388 amino acids. The transcript is spliced from 3 exons. Gene Ontology annotation, molecular function: protein binding. NCBI's taxonomy places the organism in Eukaryota, Metazoa, Arthropoda, Insecta, Lepidoptera, Tortricidae.